AUGACAGCCCCCACUCCAUCUGAUAACGUUCUACCCGAUGGUUUUAGCGUCACUACUGUCACACUUAACCUAACUCGCGCGCAAUUCAAAAAAUUCAAGCAUUCCCGUUCCGAUGUUCCCGGAACGGAGGAGUACUGGGCGACUCCUCCAACUACUAUUCUCUGGCUCGGCUGGGGUCAUCCCGACAACUCAUACUAUUGGGGCAAAGGCUGGGAAGGAAUUGAGAGAAAAUACAUUGGAACGCUGCUUCGCGCCUUCAAAAACAUGCGAGCGAAAUUUCCGGGUCUUCAACCACUACAUGGUGUCAUAGCGAUGGGCACGCAUUUGCGAUUAUACCGGGAAAAGAUGGCGACGGGCAAUGCAGCCGAGGAUGAAGAGCUUGCAGUGGAACAGUUCUGGUUCAACGAACGGAACAUUUUCGAUGAUUACAACGACUGUGGCAUUGUGAAGCAGUGGAUGCUCUCCGUUCCUCUCAACUUUAAGCCGGAUACACGUCUCGACCCGGAUAUUAGGGAGCUCUAUGCUUGGGAUCCUAUCUCGAUUGAAUCGUUGGGCAUGGCUUGGCUGGAUUCAGAUGAAUCUGAUUAG
Aspergillus welwitschiae is the source of this 588-nucleotide messenger RNA. RefSeq lists its product as uncharacterized. The record is from RefSeq and is a predicted model, not a curated record. Bases 1 to 588 code for a protein of 195 amino acids. Lineage: Eukaryota; Fungi; Ascomycota; Eurotiomycetes; Eurotiales; Aspergillaceae. The transcript has a single exon.